AUACUGCUCUUAAAUAUGUAUUUCACGCUUGCGUUUGUAUUCUCACCUGCCUAUGUAUGUGUUUGCAAGAGUGUGAGAAAGUAUAACGGCGCAUGGUUGACUUUAGCAUUGACUAAGCAACAAAUGUACCGCACAAAUUCAGUCAAAAUUCAGCAUUUAUAACGAACACACGUGAAAUACUUUGAGAAAAACGGUCGCGUAUAAGACGCACGCUGCUCUGUCGUGACCCCGAACCACAUCUUAGACAGCUAAUCAGUGUUAUUAAUUGAAUUGGAAUAAAUAAGAAAAAAAUUCGUCUCGAAAUUGUUAUUGUUGUUUUUUUUUCUACUAUACAACUGAGUCUUACGAUUGCUUUGCGUCUGUCACUAAGCACCUACAACAAUAACAAUAUGUUACUGAAACUUUUGAAAUUGACGAGUUAUUAGACGCCGCUGACUAUAUAUUCGUGCCAUCUGUCUAAAAGCUGCAAUCAAAAGUGAAAAUUCAAAGUGCAAAGUGAUUAAUUGUACCUACACACAUAGAUACAUACUUGUACAUAUAUACAUAUAGCAGCUGCUUUAUAGCGGCGCGCGUUUAAGUGUGUGACUUUAUUAUUUUAAUUGAAUAGUUUCAAAUAAUUUGCUUGGGAAAUUUUAUAAAUAUUUAUGCGCGUGCACGUACAUAAGUUUGUAUUUAUUGUUGCUUUUCGUAAGAAAUUAAAUCACAAAUUAAAAAAAGUACUAGUGACUUAAUAACUAUAAGUUUCGGAAAUCCCAUAUUGUUUGCGUUGCAGCCGCUCGUUGCGAAAAAGUACCAAAUGCAAAAUUUUAUCGAACGCAAUUGAAACGAAUACGAAAUUUAUUUUUGAAGUGUUGACAAAAUAUACAUAUACAAACCUACAUGUAUACUGAAGUUUACAGGCAAAAAAAAAAGUGUAAUAGUUUAUCUAUACACUAAAAAAAAACAAAAAAAAAGUAUAUAUUAAAAGCAGUGUUUACAAAUAAGUACAACGACAAAAAAAACUGUAAUUUUUAACACUAUUUGCUAGCGCCACUGCUAGUAUUAAAGCAAAAAAUGUGCGUGUUUACGGCAAAUGAUGGCCAAAAAUGGCGGCUAAACCACCGAAGCCGCCAGCUACUUUUCUGAAGCAAAGUAGUCACAACAACAACGACGCCGACAACGAUAAUAACGGCAAUAGCAACAACUGUAAUCCUAGUACCUCGGCUGCCACUGCAGCACCAACACCCACCACGCCUACCUCCACCGCGACGCACUCGGCCAACGCUGAGGCAUACAGCAAGCUUGGUAUAAAACGUUACAAUAGUCGCGAAAAUCUACUAAACAACAUCACUAACGAUUACAACUACAACGAAAACGAUACUGCAACGACCGGCAAUAGUUUGGAAGGAGCAGUUGCCGCCGCCGCACGUCCCGCUUGUAGUUGCACGAACAUAAGUAUUAUGCAUCUUUUUCAUGAGAUGAAGCAAGAGUUUCCGACCAUACCCGAUCCGAUUGUAGCACAGUGUGUCAACGAUAAUUGUCACCAACGUGAGAAUUGCAUACAGAUUUUGAGAAAUGAGUUGGCGCUAAACCCGAUACCAGUACAAACGUACCCAGCGAAGGUAUUGCAACAACACCACAUCAACAAUCAGCAACACAGCAAUCUGCAGCAGCAAAAGCAGUUGCAACAACGUCAAAAGAGUCCACAACAGCCAGCGCUGACACUGCAGACACCGCCACAACCGCCGCAACGCCUUAAAAACGCGUCGCCGCAAAAACCCGUGACGCCGUUACGUCCCAUACGCGCCGCGCCUACACAGCCGCCCUCUGUGGCGACGCUGCAACGCGUACGUGCUGAAGUCAAAAAUAGUGCCGUUACACCUCAAACCAAUUGUGAUAGUGUUGAGUUAGUGCAAAAUAGCAGCAAUUUAGCAAAAGAUGUUAAUAGUGUUCAAUUACCGUGCAAUAAUCAGUGUAAUAAUAACAACAACAAUAGUGGUAUCAGUGAUUCGCCCAAACAAGCGUGUGAUAUGCCCGUGACCGCGAACGCGUCUGUCGACUGCGCGCGCUCCGCCGAUUUCAUAACGGCGCUCAAUAGAAUUGCUGCCAAUCAUCAGCACUCACCGGCGCAAUUGCCAGCGAUAGGUGCGCGCGCCCGCCCCAAUACGCUCAACUUGCAAACAUCUCAGCAGCAACUGCAGCGCCAGCAGUUAAACAAACAACUGCAACAGCAUUUGCAGCAGCGUAGCCAAUUAAAACAGCAACAACAACAGCAGCCAGCGAGUGGCGUAGCCGCAGAUCCGCCGCUACAGAAGCCGAUACGCAAAGCACCGUUGCCGCCGAUCGCGCCAAAGCCAGUAUUUCACAAUAAUAGCAGCUACAAUAGCAGCAACAACAACAGCAACAGCUGUGGAAAUUCUCCACAAUCGCAGAGCGUCGGUAGUUGCUCGACCGAAUCGGCUUUGACGAGUCCGUUAAGCUCGUGCGGCGAAAGCGAAGUAUCUGCCAGUGUGGGAUGUUCGCCAUCGCCAGCUUUUGCGCUCACCCAUAUCAAUAACAACAGGCAAAAUAGUAAUAAUAGCAAUAACAAUAACAACGUUGUUAGUCCCACUUAUCAACCACAGCCAACAUCACCUCUGCGUUCGCCUAUACGCCAUCGCUCAGUUAUCACCGUACAGCCAGAGCCGCCAUACGCGCGCGAUUUUCUGCCGUCCGCAAAAAUUAGCACCGUCUCAAAUCCCGCCACCGUUGGUAGUGGUGGCAGUACGCCAACAAGUCAGAAAAGUUUCACCUCAGUCAAUUUGACAUUGCGUCAACCCACCAACGCUGUACCACAAUCGACCAUAGACAUCUCUGCCGGCCCAGUGUUGAGCGGCAAUGGUAGUGGUCUGACCUAUUCCAGUACAUCGUAUAAUGCACGUCACGGUUUUCAACAAAAUUUCCAUAUAACAGUCACCGAGGAAGGUGGUGUAUUUAAUGCGAGUCGCAUACGACCACGUAAUAGUGGUUACUACGCUGGUAUUGAGGGUGCGAAUACGCCAGAUGGACCUGCUGGCGGUACGGCGCAAACAACGACUACAUCACAACAACCGCCUACCACAAUACUGAGAUCGCCAACAACACAAGCGGCACAGCAUAUUGCGCCGCAAGCGCAACUAACCACGGCACACAGUGAGGAGAUGUGUCUGCCAUUGGAGAAUAGUGCUUUCAUCGAGACCAUAAAGCGUCAGAAAGCGCGGCGUGACAAAUUGGCCUCGGCACUACGUGAGAACAAAAAUAAACUUGGCAAUGUCGAGGAAGAGGUCAAAAUGCUAACCGAACCCUUGAAUCCCGGCGAAUCUGAGAGACUGGAUUAUGAAAUAGAAAGAUUACGCACUGACUGUCAACAAACAUUGAACGAAAUCGAAAAUAUCAGACGUUACGGUCAGCUAAGCGAAGCCGAGCGACUGAAACAACAACAACAGCAGCAGCAGCAGCAACAACAAGCAUUCCCACGGCAACGGCCACCACGACCGCCACCACCACAACAACCGCCAAGUCCCUACCAACAAUACCAGCCGAAUGAAGUAGAUUUCCUGCAACAACAACAACACAACACACCUGGCAGUGUCGUUAGUAGCGCUGGCAUUGUUGGUGUUGUCGGUAGCGGAUAUAAUAGCGCUGCAGGCACACCCAACUCACCACGCUUGCAGCGAACGCCAGCGCAACGCGCAGACUAUGUCGGCCAACUGCCACCAUAUCAAUUGCCAUCAACCGACGAGUCGGACUACUCCGAUUCGAAUACCGAUGGCGGUGACGACUAUGAGCCGCUCGAACGUUGGCCCUGCUCCAUGUGUACAUUCCUCAAUCAUCCACAGCUGAACAUAUGCGAGGCGUGCGAAUGUGUGCGCAUCAUACCCGGUACGAUACGCAUUGUGCCCACAGCUGGUGGCAGCGGCAGCGCCAGCACAGCAGCAGUAGCUGCAGCCAUGCCACAGCUGCCUGCCCCAACGGCAGCCGGUAGCGUUUCUGCGACUGCAGCUGCUGCUGCGGCGGCCUUGACCGCGGCGACUCCAACAGCAAUAGCGCAUGGCGCGAGCACGGCAUCAGCGGGCAAUUCGCCAACUUCUGCUGUACGCACCGUUGCUGCGGAAUAACACUGAAUGGCUUGCAUGGUGUUUUUAUUAUUAUUAUUUAAUGUUUUUUUUUACUUUAUGUUACGUGUUACGUACUUUUUAUUGACACAAUGCUAAAUUAUUACUUAGCCGCUAAGUUUGUAUUUACAUAUUUUUUUUUAUGCUAAUCUAAACCAAAUGCAUUAGUUACUUGUAUACUUGUUUAUAAGGCCGUUACAGUUAAGCACAGUUUUAUGCGUUUAAAUAUUGGUUUUUCUAUGUUGUUGCUUUGCAUGCAGUUAAAAUGCCUCAAUACACGCUUACACUACUUUUACAAUAAGUAAAAAACUUGUCAAAAUUGUAUAUUAUUAUUUUGUUUUCAAUGCGCUGCAUAAAUAUUUUAAAAUAGUAAAUGUGUAUGUAUACUUACAUAUGUAUAUAAUCCUUUCGCAAUGAAUCACUACCAGGGUUGCAAUUCAAGCGUUAAAAAGACAAUGGUAUUAAUUAAAAUUAUAUUUUUUUCAUUUUGUAAUCUCGAAAAUCUUAAUUAAAAAUCAUAUUGAAAUUCUUAAUCCCAAAUUUUAUAUUUCAAAAUAUUUUUAUUUACAUAUUUUUUUUUAAUUAACACAAAUAAAUUUUUUUUAAUUAAAUUUAAAAUUUUUAAUACCUAAUACCGGAAUUAAAAUUAUUUUUUAAUCCUUAAAAUCGGUUUACAAAUAAAAAAAUUUGAAUUUAGGUUUUAAUAAAAAAAAAAAUUAAUCCUAAAUAACGGAUUGAAAAAAAAUGGAAUGCCAAGUGGUAAGUUGUAAUUAAUAAUUUAAAAAAUUGUGUUUUUUAAGUUAAAAUAGUUUCGCGCUUGCGUACUUCGUGUUCUAUUAUUUUGAUUUAUAUUUUGAAAAGGAAAGCUUAUUUUUAAUAAAACAUCAACAUAUGUAUAAUAGUUUAGCAAUUUUUUUCUUAUUAACAUUUAAUUGUUCUUAAUUAUAAUUUUUAAAUUAGAUAAAUGUAAAUCUUGGUUUUUAUUUAAUAUCCCGUUUCAUUCUAGCGUUUGAUAUUGAAAAUAAUGUUUUUAUUUGUUACACCAAAUUUAGAAUUAAAACUUUUUUUUAUCAAUUUUAAAUUCUAAUUUUGUGUUUGAACAUUAAUUUCCAAUUUUUAAUUCUAAUUUUUGGAUUAAAAUCAAAGUUAAAUUAUUAAUUAUAUCAACGCAUUUUAACUGCAUGUGACUCUGCACAUACAUACAUAUAUACUUAUAUACAUACGUAAAAAAUUUUAAACAAUAAAAAAUAGUAACUAGAAGCUGUGAUAAUUAAAUAAAGCAAGUAUAAAAAGUGUUUGCGUAAAUAAAAAUAGUAAAAUAUGUUCAAAAAAUCUGUAUGCAGUAUAUUAUUUGUUAGUUUACAAUAUUUUGAAUACUUAAAUGGCGUGCUAUACGUAGUUAAUUUACACAUUAUCAAAGAAAACAGUGAAUCUAGUUAACUCUAUAAAACUAGCUUCACAUUCUCGUGCAUUAAUUGAUAGAAAGAAAAAUAAAUUAAAAAGAAAUCAAAGUCCAAUGCUUAUAUACACAUACUUUACAUGUAUAUAUGUAUAAAUAUUUAUAGAAAUUAUAGUCAUUAAAAAUAAUGUGAAAUAAGCUUAACGUUUAGCUGUACUCGUAAUUUAAUUCAACUGUUAAUUUUUUUUAAAUACAUUUAAUUUAAAUAAUAUUUUAUUAUGUAUGAGUGUUUAAAAUAUUUUAUUUUAUUGUUUUUUUUUAUUCAAUACAAAUUAAUCAAGCAAACGAACGAACAAGUCAAACUAUUUGCUGCGUCAGGCAAUACUAAAACUUUAACGAAACUUUUCAGUAAAAAAUACUAUUUAAGGUAUGAAAUCACUUGAUACUGGCCCUUUUUUUAACCUUUUCCCGUUAUAAUAAAACUUUUGAAACAAAAAAAGAUUACAACUGAAAUCACUUGAUACUGACGUUUUUCUUAUAUUUUUCCGAUAUAAUAAAUUAAAAAAAUAAAAAUAUUGUAAAAUUAAAUCACUCGAUUUUGUCUGAAUUUUAAUAUAUUUAUUCCACGUAGUAACAAAAAAGUGAAAUUUUGAAUAAAAUCUAAUUUAAAAUCCAAAUUAAGAAAUUUCUGCAAUUAUUUUAAAGACGUGAUUAUGCUUGUUUGGCUUUUUAUUAAAAUCUGCUUAAAUAAAAAAAUAAAAUCACACAAUCCCAAUUAAUUUUGGCACAUUUUUUGUGAAAUUUGUGGAAUUUUUGUGCUGCAAAUCGCUCAAUGCUAAAUAUAUUAUUUGCUGCUAGCAUAAAUCUUACAACUUUGAAAAAAAAAUUAUUUAAACUAAAAUGCCUCCAUUGCUGCGCCGAAAAUAAAGAAAACAAAGAAGCUUUUGUGACAAGUAAAAUCACUAAUUUUCUACUUAUUUCAUAUAUAUAUCAAUAAAUCGUUCCAAAUAUCUUAAAUUAUGUCAAAAUAAUACUUCAGAAAGUAAAAUUUCUCAAACCCGUCUCGUUUUGAUUUCAGUUUAAAUUUUCCGUCUGAAAAAAAUGCGUAGCGAAAAAUCUUUCACCAAAAAGUAUGACGUCAACAGAUCGAAUAUUAAAAAUUGUAAAAGAAGAAAAACGUUAACAAAUUAAUAUUUUUAGUAUUGUCUUUUAAAGUUAUUAAAACUAUAAACUAUAAAUUAUAAUCUAAAAAAUCUUCAAAAUAAAACAACUUGCAGCAGCAGUUUCAUACAUACACACAGACUCAACAAGUAACCAUACUAAAAUGUGCAAAAAUAACAAAAUCCAGCAGUCCAGUUUGAGCAUUCAAUUUGGUUUUAUAAACAUUUAUUUUUUUCAACAGAAUACGCUUGGAAUAUACGUUUUUGUUUUAGCAUUUCUCAAAAUUAUUUCGUUACUUUAAUGUUUUUGUUUUUACAAUUAGUUAUUUAAAACAAAUUGAAACAUAUAACCUUUACUAUCAAUAUUAAUACUAAUAUUAUGUAUGUAAGUGUAAAAACAAAUACAACAAUAAACUGAAAAUGAAACUUUAAACUUA
Molecule: messenger RNA, 7108 nt
Organism: Bactrocera oleae (olive fruit fly)
Lineage: Eukaryota; Metazoa; Arthropoda; Insecta; Diptera; Tephritidae
Gene: Tab2
Product: TAK1-associated binding protein 2
Molecular function (GO): ubiquitin binding
Source: RefSeq, a predicted model, not a curated record